Molecule: messenger RNA, 1275 nt
Organism: Neltuma alba
Lineage: Eukaryota; Viridiplantae; Streptophyta; Magnoliopsida; Fabales; Fabaceae
Product: protein transport protein SEC13 homolog B-like
Exons: 2
Coding region: 142-1047 (301 amino acids)
Biological process (GO): COPII-coated vesicle budding; protein import into nucleus
Cellular component (GO): COPII vesicle coat; nuclear pore outer ring
Molecular function (GO): structural molecule activity; protein binding
Source: RefSeq, a predicted model, not a curated record
AAUCGCAGAGCAUAGAUCUGUGCUUCUUGCUGUCAUCCUCUGCGUCUCGAGUUUUGACUCAUCCGCAACUGUACCUGACACCGUCCAGGGCCGCUCCGAUCAGUUCGCGUUACCGCCGGCUCUCUUUUACUGUACAGAAAUAUGCCUUCUCAGAAGGUUGAAACUGGCCAUCAAGACACGGUUCAUGAUGUGGCAAUGGAUUACUAUGGUAAACGGCUGGCUACAGCCUCAUCUGACCACACCAUUAAGAUAAUUGGGGUGAGCAACACAGCCUCUCAACAUCUAGCAACCCUGACUGGACAUCAAGGGCCUGUAUGGCAGGUAGUAUGGGCUCACCCUAAAUUUGGGUCUCUUCUUGCUUCGUGUUCUUAUGAUGGUCGUGUCAUUAUAUGGAAGGAGGGCAAUCCAAAUGAAUGGACUCAAGCUCAUGUGUUUGAUGACCACAAGUCAUCAGUUAAUUCAGUUUCUUGGGCGCCUCAUGAGUUAGGUCUUUGCUUGGCUUGUGGUUCAUCUGAUGGUAACAUCUCUGUUUUCACUGCAAGAGCAGAUGGUGGCUGGGACACUUCAAGAAUUGAUCAAGCUCAUCCUGUUGGCGUUACAUCUGUUUCAUGGGCCCCCUCAACAGCACCUGGUGCUAUUGUUGGCACUGGCUUGCUUGACCCUGUACAGAAGCUAUGCUCUGGUGGCUGUGAUAAUACUGUAAAGGUAUGGAAACUCUACAAUGGCGUUUGGAAGAUGGACUGCUUUCCUGCUCUUCAGAUGCAUACAGAUUGGGUUCGAGAUGUUGCUUGGGCACCAAAUUUGGGGCUUCCUAAAUCUACAAUUGCUAGUGCAUCUCAAGAUGGUAAAGUCAUUAUAUGGACAGUGGCGAGGGAGGGAGAUCAGUGGGAAGGCAAGGUUUUAUAUGAUUUCAAGACCCCAGUUUGGAGGGUAUCAUGGUCAUUGACUGGAAAUAUAUUGGCUGUGGCCGAUGGGAACAAUAAUGUGACAUUAUGGAAGGAAGCAGUAGACGGGGAGUGGCAACAGGUGACGACAGUGGAGCCGUAGAAUCAUAAUUUUGAAGUCUUGUUGAUUUGGGAUAAUGGUUAGAAUUUUCUCUUUUAAAGUCUAAGUUACAUAUACAGUUGAGUAAUUGUGCUUCAUGAUCCUUGGUUCCUUCGACUCUGUGAUCCUUUGAACAUUCUGUGCUUGAAAGAAUGAAGUUCUAUAGUUUGAGUUGUUUUCUUUUAUCAGUUAGAACAUUUACAUUCAGUGAUACAAUAUGACAUUUCUUCU